Messenger RNA from Pyrus x bretschneideri (Chinese white pear), 834 nucleotides. RefSeq lists its product as uncharacterized. NCBI's taxonomy places the organism in Eukaryota, Viridiplantae, Streptophyta, Magnoliopsida, Rosales, Rosaceae. Gene Ontology annotation, biological process: root development; shoot system development. The record is from RefSeq and is a predicted model, not a curated record. The transcript has a single exon. The coding region runs from base 1 to 834 and encodes 277 amino acids.
AUGACUUUCCACACUCGCUCUAACAGCUUCCCCUCAAGGCCACACCCGAUCGUUCAAGAAGUUGAUGAACAUUUGUAUAUAUUGAGGUCCUCCGAAGUCACCUCCACAUCUUCUUCAUCAAUCAACCACAACCUAAGUAGCCUCGGAGACUUGUAUGAUUGUGUUGAUAGGUUGCUUCAGUUGCCCCUCACUCAACAAGCCUUGGCCCAGGAGCAGAAUGAGAGAUGGACCAAUGAUCUAUUAGAUGGCUCUCUCAGACUCUUGGACGUUUGCAGCACUGCCAAGGAUGCUGUCUUGCAAACAAAGGCAUACGUACAGGAUCUUCAAUCGAUCAUAAGAAGAACGCAAGGAGGUGAGUCUGAAGCUCUUACAAGUGAGGUUAACAAAUACUUGAGCUCCAGGAAGAUGGUUAAAAAGGCUAUCCAAAAGGCUAUGAAGAAUCUAAAGGGAAUCGAUAGCAAAACCACCUUCUCUUCCCUUAACAACGACCAGGAGACAGUUGCCAUUGUUGGCAAGUUGAGAGAUGUUGAAGCAAUCACUCUCUCAGUGUUCGAAUCACUUAUGUCCUUCAUCUCUGGGCCAAAGUCAAAGCCAGGCAGCUGGUCAAUUGUUUCCAAGAUGAUUCCCACUAAAAAGGUUGCAUGUGAAGAAACCGAAGCAAAUGAGUUUGCACAAGUCGAUGCUGCACUACAUAGGACAAGCAAACCCAAUAACGCACGGAACCAGCUUGAGAUGCUGGGGUCAUGCAUUCAAGGUCAGGAAGAAGGACUUGACAGCCUAUUUAGGCAGUUGAUCAAAACAAGAGUAUCCCUCCUCAACAUCCUAAAUCAUUAG